CGUCAGGCCGCCUCAACCCGAACCCCUCCACUUUAACCUACACGGCAGUCGAAAGCAGCAGCACAAUCCCCACGAUACAUAAUGAAGGCCGCCACGAUAUCCAGACGCUGCUUAUUAGCUCCACGCAGCCUUACACCCACUCUUCCGCGACACGUCCCAACCCCCCGACGAACGUUCUCUACUACACAACCAGCGUCCUCCGCUAUGGACACAGCAGCAUUUGGUGAACAGCACAUUGCAAAGGGCAUUGGUCGCCUCACGAAGCAUGUCUUUGAAGAUGGAAAGGGCACAUUCAUCACCACGGACAAGGGCGUCAAGCUGCUUGACAUGACGGCUGGCAUUGGUGUUGUGAACCUGGGCCACUGCCACCCCAAAGUCAGCGCUGCCGCAGCGGCACAAUGCAACAAGAUCACACACGCACAAGUCAACAUUGGCUUCAGUUCCGCCCAGAUCGCUCUUCUCAAAGAGCUGAUUCCGAUACUCCCACACGAAUCGCUCGAUACUGUCUUCUUUUGGAACUCGGGUGCAGAGGCAGUUGAAGCAGCCGUCAAAUUGGCCCGUGCCGCAACGAAGAAGCCGAAUGUCAUCGUCAUGCAGGGCUCGUACCAUGGCCGCACAAACGCGACAGCCUCGAUGACGAGAUCCAAGACCAUCUACGGCGAAGGCCAUGGACCUCUGAUGGGUGGCGUCUUUGCGUCCGCAUUCCCAUACUACAGCCAGUUUGGCAUGUCACCAGACACACCGAAAGAGCAACUCGUGAAACAGGCACUGCUUCAAUUGAAGCUUACCUUGCAGCAGCAGACUUCUCCCGCGGAUACCGCAGCUGUCAUUCUGGAGCCUGUUCUUGGCGAGGGAGGCUAUGUCCCGGCACCGCCCGAGUUUCUACACGGCGUCAGACAGAUUUGCGACGAGCACAAUGUCCUUUUCAUCGCUGACGAAGUUCAAUCUGGUAUGGGACGCACGGGACACAUGUGGUUCGUACAGGAGUCUGGCGUACGACCAGACAUUCUCAUCUUCGCAAAGGGCAUUGCGAACGGGUUCCCUCUAUCCGGUAUUGCGAGCAGCAAGAAGCUCAUGGAUCUCCAGAAACCAGGUUCCAUGGGUGGAACAUAUGCGGGCAACGCGGUCGCAUGCGCUGCUGCAACAGCAACAGUCAAAGCAUUCCAUGAGGAGAAGAUCCUUGACAACGUCGCCGCGCGCUCCAAGCAGAUCUUUUCGUUCCUCCACGAUCUCAAAGCUUCUGGUACCAAGGCCGGUAACUUGAUCGAAGACAUUCGCGGAUCGGGCCUCAUGGUAGGUGUCCAGUUUGCGAACCCAGAAUUGCAACGCGACUCGUCAAACACUGCUGCACAACAUGCUCAGAGCCAGCCACAAAUCGCGCCCAAGAUUGUGCAGGAAUGCAUCAAGCGAGACAUGCUUCUUCUCAGCACUUCGGUCUUUGACGUGCUGAGGUUCAUUCCGCCACUCACGAUCAGCGAGGAGGAGUUGAGCCAGGCUUGCAACAUCUUCAAGGAGUCCCUGGAGGCUGUCGCAAAGGAAAUGUAAACGUCUUUGGCUUAAUGGUGCGAUGCACGCUAUGUUGGAAAACUUGAAAUCGUUUUUCCUAGCAGUUAUAUACCCUCUUUCGCGCUUUGAUGUGCGGUCAGUCAUGGAACACUCACUCAGUUAUUGAUGCAUCCUAUGCUUGAACGAUGCGACGGAGCUGCGACCAGAUAGAAGCCCGGCAGAUCGAUCCCGUAAGCCGCCUCGCAUUCGCUGUUCGGAAGGCCGAACACCAAUCAGCGGCGUUCGUCUCAGCUGCUGCCAGAAGCGGGCGAAUAACCCGCCGACUCGCGCGGUCGCGGUGCGCAACACCAUGUGUACGAGCAAUACUAAGCAGGCCUGUAUUUCGCAUAUGUUAAUAGACAUAGCAGAGCG
Molecule: messenger RNA, 1917 nt
Organism: Alternaria rosae
Lineage: Eukaryota; Fungi; Ascomycota; Dothideomycetes; Pleosporales; Pleosporaceae
Product: pyridoxal phosphate-dependent transferase
Exons: 1
Coding region: 82-1545 (487 amino acids)
Molecular function (GO): transaminase activity; identical protein binding; pyridoxal phosphate binding
Source: RefSeq, a predicted model, not a curated record